GGCCAGGCGGGGACCCCGCUCGCUCGCCCGCCCCGAUGGUGCCGCGCUGCCCGGCCAGGGCCGUUCCCGGCAGCCGCAGCCUGGCGUGAGCCCGCGGCUGGUGAGCGCCCGGCGGGCCCGGAGCAGGAGCGGGAUGGCCGGAGCCCGCGGCUGGCGCUAGGGGCUCGGGUCCUAUUGCACCAGCCCCCCCCCCUCCUCCACCCCCCCGUCUCCAGCAUCCUCCCCGCGGGCGGCGCCCCGGAGCCGCGGGGGGUGCGGCCGCCCCUGCCCUUUGUGCGCCGGCGAGGGGCGCACGGAGCCGGGCUCCCCGGGGUGGGACCCACCGGCGCCCGCUGCUGCUGCAGCCCAUCCCCCGUCCUGGGCCAUGAGCGCCCCCUUCUAGCCGCGGAGCCGCGCGGGUCCCCCCCGGCCAGCCCCCGGGGAAGAUGUCUUCGCGCACCGCCCUGGCGUCUGGCAACGAGCGGAACUCGGACGCGCACUCCACCCUGGCCAGCAGCCGCUCGGAGAAGGGCUCGUCGUGGUCCAGCCGGUCGCUGGGUGCACGCUGCCGGAACUCCAUCGCCUCCUGCACCGACGAGCAGCCCCACAUCGGCAACUACCGACUCCUCAAAACCAUCGGCAAGGGCAACUUCGCCAAGGUCAAGCUGGCCCGGCACAUCCUGACAGGCAGAGAGGUGGCAAUAAAAAUCAUCGACAAGACGCAGCUGAACCCCACGAGCCUCCAGAAGCUCUUCCGGGAAGUGCGGAUCAUGAAGGGCCUGAACCACCCCAACAUCGUGAAGUUGUUUGAGGUGAUAGAGACGGAGAAAACACUCUACCUGGUGAUGGAGUAUGCCAGUGCUGGCGAAGUCUUUGACUACCUCGUGUCACAUGGACGGAUGAAGGAGAAGGAAGCCCGGGCAAAAUUCAGACAGAUCGUCUCGGCCGUGCACUAUUGUCACCAGAAGAACAUCGUGCACCGAGAUCUGAAGGCAGAGAACCUGCUGCUGGACGCCGAUGCCAACAUCAAGAUCGCUGACUUCGGGUUCAGCAACGAGUUCACGCUGGGCUCCAAGCUGGACACGUUCUGCGGGAGCCCCCCCUACGCCGCACCCGAGCUCUUCCAGGGCAAGAAAUACGAUGGGCCUGAGGUCGACAUCUGGAGCCUGGGGGUCAUCCUCUACACCCUGGUCAGCGGCUCGCUGCCCUUCGACGGGCAGAACCUCAAGGAGCUGCGGGAGCGAGUGCUGCGAGGCAAGUACCGCGUCCCCUUCUACAUGUCCACAGACUGCGAGACCAUCCUGCGCCGCUUCCUGGUGCUCAAUCCUGCCAAGCGCUGCACCCUGGAGCAAAUCAUGAAGGACAAAUGGAUCAAUAUCGGCUACGAGGGCGACGAGCUGAAGCCCUACAAGGAGCCUGAGGAGGAUUUUGGGGACACCAAGCGCAUCGAGGUGAUGGUGGGAAUGGGAUACACCCGCGAGGAGAUCAAGGAAGCCCUGAACAGCCAAAAAUACAACGAGGUCACGGCCACCUACCUCCUGCUGGGCAGGAAGAACGAGGUGGAGGGGAGCGAGUCGCACACAGGCAGCAGCCUCUCCCUGGCCCGGGUGCGGGCGCCCAGCGAGGUGUCCAAUGGCACCAGCAAGUCGUCCUCCCAUGGCAAGAGCCAGCGCAGCUCCUCCACCUACCACCGGCAACGGCGGCACAGUGACUUCUGUGGCCCCUCGCCGGUCCCCAUGCACCCCAAGAGGAGCCCCACAAGCACCGGGGAGGCAGAGCUGAAGGAGGAGCGGAUGCCCUCGCGUAAGGCCAGCUGCAGUGUGGUGAGCAGCGGGCGCGGGAUCCCCCCCUCCAGCCCCAUGGUGAGCAGCGCCAACAACCCCAACAAAUCCGAGAUCCCUGACCGGCGCAAGGACAGCACCAUCAACACGAACAACAUCCCGUCGAGCGUGAUGACGCGGAGGAACACGUACGUGUGCACGGAGCGGCCCGGCGCCGACCGCCACUCGCUGCUGCACAACGGCAAGGAGAACAGCUCCAUCGCCAACCGGGUGCCCCCCGCGUCGCCCUCCAGCCACAGCAUCGCCACGUCGUCCUCGGACCGCACCCGCCUCUCGCGUGGCACCACCAUCCGCAGCACCUUCCACGGGGGCCAGGUGCGGGACCGGCGUGGGGCCGUGCAGAACGGGCCGCCCACCUCCCCCACGCUGUCCCACGAGGCCACGCCGCUGCCCCAGAGCCGCAGCCGCGCCACCUCCAACCUCUUCAGCAAACUCACCUCCAAGCUGACGCGGAGGGUCGCAGACGAACCUGAGAGAAUCGGGGGACCUGCGCUCACAAGUUGCAAUUUACCUUGGAAUCAAAAGGAAGCAGAACCCCGGCUGCUCCGAUGUACCUGGAAUGUGAAGGUGACCAGCACCCACCCCCCCGAGGCCAUGAUGGCUGCCCUGCGCCAGGCCACGGACUCGGCCAGCUGCUGCUGCCGCCAGCUGGAGCCCUUCCUCCUGUCCUGCACGCACGCCAAGAGCGCCAGCGAGCACUUCUGCCACUUCGAGGCGGAGGUGUGCCGGCUGCAGCGUCUUGGCCUCACCGGCGUGCUCUUCCGGCGCCUGGCUGGCACCUCGCUGGCCUUCCGCACCGUGGUGACGAGCAUUGCCAGCCAGCUGCAGCUCUAGAGCCCUGGAUGGCUCCCCACGCCCAGCGGCCUGCCCGUCCUCACUGGGGGUGGGGGGUCCCCCCAGGCUCCCUGGCCUGGAGCCAGUGCAGCCCUGGGAUGGAUCUGGCCAGCAGCUCGGCCUGUAGGGGAAAUGCCCCUGACUCCUCUGGCCUGUGAACCCGGCCUGUCCUCUGCUGGGCCUAGGCCUGGGGCCUGCCCUGCUGCUCCUAGGGGCUCACAGGGAGAACAAGGGCACCGGGCACCGUUCCCCUCUGGGGCGAGGGGCUGGGCCUGGCUCUGCUGGGCUGGGGCCAGGCCCAGGGCUGCCCCACACACAGUGGGGCAUGCCCAGCCUAGCACAGGAGGGGGCUCCCCAGGCCAAUUGUGGGGUGUCACUGAGCCACUGGCCCCAGUGUAGUGGGGGCAUUCCCAACGUUGGCAGGUGUUGAGGUGAUAGCAUUGGCAGGGACAGGGCAGGGCCCUCUGGGAGAGGCAGGGUGGGAUGCUCUGGGUGGGGGGGCUCAGGGCACAGUGAGGCACUCCAGGUUUGACAGGCCCCUGUGGGCUGAGGGUAGGGACGGGGGCUCUGGGCUGGGGGUGAUGCAGUAGGGCCGGAGUGAGAAGCGAGACGCUCAGGACAGCAGUGUAGCCCAUGGGCCCACCAUUUCGGCCGCCUCCAGCUCUGGGCCCAGAGGGGAGCCCCAUCUCCCUGGGUGGCCGAGAGGUCACAAGUCUCCCAGUAGCAGGGACGUGGCCCUCAGCACAGGGACAAGGGGCCACCCCCUCUAGGCACAGCAGUGCUGAGCAGGUGCCAGGGCGAGUGCUGGGUCCCCGGGGGUGGUCCCAGCCUAGACCAUGGCAAUGACUCGGGCCCCGGAUGCCCCUUGGGUGGGGGUAGGAUGGUGUUGAUUGAGCUCGGGGGCAGGGGGGGAUGGAGCUGGGAGCUGUGGGGCAAGUGCUCAUCCCUGUUGCCUAGCAGCCCUGCCAGGGCAGCACGAGGGACUGUGCUCCCUCCCUGGGGGCAGCUCUGACCCCAGCCCUGCCUCCCCCCUGCUUGGCUGCCUCAGUUCAGGGCCAGUGGCUGAGAGGGGCCCUGCAGGCAGCCCCUGGAGAGGCUGGACCUCCAGGGGGACUCGGCCCUACUCGGGGCACAGCCCCCUUGGCGGGCAGGGCCCCAGGUGGGCCAUGGUCUCACUGGAGCUGGUACGACCUGGGGCCUGGCACGGCUGCACCUCCCAUGGAUGGGCACGACCUGCCCACACAUGCCCAGGGCUGGGGGGGUCAGCCUGGCCUCAUGCCCUGCUCCUGCGGGGGCUGCUGUGGAGGGGGGGGGUGUUGAUCUGAGGAGCUGGAGGCUGGGAGGAAUAAAGGAGGUUGUAAGCAAGGCAGCAGGGGUCCUGGCCAUGGGGCUGGAGGGUGUGUCUAGGUGGCAGGUGUCCUGGCAAUGGGGGGCACCCCUGGGUGGCAGGCAUCCUGGCUGGGUGGGGGGUCCCAGCUGGGGCCUGUUGACACCUCCCCUCCCCAUUUUUUAAAGAGCAGAGUAAAGCAACAGGCAGCUCCCGGGAAAGCCCUGGUGGGUCUCCCCCCACCCCGGGCUGGGCCCUCCCCUCUUGUACAGCCCCUGUAAAUAGCCCCGGAGUCCCUUUGGGUUGUGUAGAGUACCGAGCCAGCUCGUAGCCUUGGGACAUUUUUAAGUUAUUCCAGCCCUGUGCGCCAGUCUGUAUUGACCCCCAAUAAACAUAGGAAGCCUC
Messenger RNA from Caretta caretta (loggerhead turtle), 4386 nucleotides. RefSeq names its product microtubule affinity regulating kinase 4 (gene MARK4). The record is from RefSeq and is a predicted model, not a curated record. Gene Ontology annotation, molecular function: tau-protein kinase activity; protein binding; ATP binding. Gene Ontology annotation, cellular component: cytoplasm. Gene Ontology annotation, biological process: microtubule cytoskeleton organization; intracellular signal transduction; protein phosphorylation. NCBI's taxonomy places the organism in Eukaryota, Metazoa, Chordata, Testudines, Cheloniidae.